AUGUCUUCUAGUGUGGCUUCGUCGUCUGUGGGUGUUAGCGCGCCAACGGCGUCGUCAUCUCCUGGACCAAACGUCGAGCCUAAUGGUUCACCGUCUCUGUUAUCGUCGCAGGCUUCACUAUAUUUGUACACGUUUCUCGUGACGCUCAUACUCCUGCUUGCCGUAUCAGGAGCCAUCGUAACACGCUCGUUCAUUAUGCGCCGGCGCCAUCGGCGCAUGGUAGAAGAAGCUAUACGAAAUGGCACCUACGUACCACCAUCCAAAACAAAGAAGGAGCUCGGGCAAAAGCCGGCCAUAUAUGAUGCGUUUUUGAGUGUGGACGGUGCGGUCGACCUCGCAGUAGGAGGUAAAUCCAAGGGCAGGUCGACUGUGCCCGCGCUUGAGGAAAUGAGAUGGGAAGAUACCUUGCCUGUGUCAACGCUACUCCUGAAUCACAACGGGUCGCCCUAUCAUGGGUUCCAAGAGCACAGAGCAGAGAAACCUUCUGUCGCGCCUCCGUUUAGGCAAGGUCGCGAUUGGCGAUCUAUACUCUUUCUAGGGCCACUUCCAUAUCUCGCAAGUGUUUUCAGUGGCUCAAGAUCUCCCACACCUACUGGGAACGCAGAUUCAAUCUCAUCGUCACCUACGUCUGCUUCGCCAGAGCACACGGCGAAUGUGAAAGUGCAACCACCCCAGUGUGCUCGAGUCUCCGUAAUGAUCGCAAUGCCUCAACUCCCUCGGCUGCAUGCAGCGCAAUCCUCACCUCCGCUUUCUUCAAUCUCGUCCCCCCUCCCUUUGCCUUCUAGUUGCCCAUCUCUUGCGCCGCACGAGAAGUCUACGCCAGAACCGCUUUCUCAUCUGGAGCUCGGAAUCGCUGACGUACGACUGGGACGAUGGGAAGAGGGAGACGUGCAGGACAUUGCUGAUUGA
Messenger RNA from Phanerochaete carnosa HHB-10118-sp, 909 nucleotides. RefSeq lists its product as uncharacterized. The transcript has 4 exons. The record is from RefSeq and is a predicted model, not a curated record. The coding region runs from base 1 to 909 and encodes 302 amino acids. NCBI's taxonomy places the organism in Eukaryota, Fungi, Basidiomycota, Agaricomycetes, Polyporales, Phanerochaetaceae.